Gambusia affinis (western mosquitofish) is the source of this 1445-nucleotide messenger RNA. RefSeq names its product electron transfer flavoprotein subunit beta (gene etfb). Bases 103 to 828 code for a protein of 241 amino acids. Gene Ontology annotation, molecular function: electron transfer activity. The record is from RefSeq and is a predicted model, not a curated record. Gene Ontology annotation, cellular component: cytosol. NCBI's taxonomy places the organism in Eukaryota, Metazoa, Chordata, Actinopteri, Cyprinodontiformes, Poeciliidae. The transcript is spliced from 7 exons.
GUUUCACCGUGAAAUAAUUCCGGUUUGUCCUCCUUGAGUGAAGGUGUACAGCGGUGACUCUGUGACGGUGGCAGUCUCUGAUUGUUAAUUGUUUUUUGCACAAUGUCGGGCCGUGUUCUUGUUGGAGUAAAGCGUGUCAUUGACUAUGCAGUUAAGAUUCGUGUAAAGCCAGACAACACUGGUGUCGUGACGGAUGGCGUGAAACACUCAAUGAAUCCCUUCUGUGAGAUCGCUGUGGAGGAAGCCGUCAAACUGAAGGAGAAGAAGCUUGUUAAGGAGGUUGUGGCUGUCAGCUGUGGGCCACAGCAAUCACAGGAAACCAUUCGUACUGCUCUUGCCAUGGGAGCUGACCGGGGCAUUCAUGUGGAAGUGAGCGGGAAAGAUUAUGAAUCCCUAGGACCUCUGCAGAUUUCUAAAAUCAUGGCUGCUUUGGCCAAAAAGGAAGAUGCUCAACUUAUCAUCCUUGGAAAGCAGGCCAUUGAUGAUGACUGUAAUCAGACUGGUCAGAUGACAGCCGCCUUACUGGACUGGCCUCAGGGUACCUUUGCAUCAGAGGUUACACUGGAAGGAGAUAAAAUUAAGGUGGUCCGAGAAAUCGAUGGUGGGCUGGAAACAAUAAAGAUCAACACACCAGCAGUGUUGACCGCAGACCUUCGACUCAACACCCCCAGAUAUGCCACCCUGCCUAAUAUUAUGGUGGGUAGCAGGAAGUUAUGUUCACAAAGACAAAAUAAAAUGCAAACAUUGUUUUUCUUUAGGCAAGCAGGCAUGAAGGUGGAGACAGUGGAAGACCUGGUGGGUAAACUAAAGGAAAUAGGAAAGGUAUAGAGGCUUCAAGAGGACAGGGGCACACAUCCCAACAGUGGACUCUGAUGAUUUAGGACUACACCACAUGUACAGGAACCAAAGGAGUUUAUCUAUCAGUCUUGUCCUUCUUGUUUGCAACUGUUGUUCCUGAGCAUGUGCAGUUGGUACUAAAAGAAAAAAAUGAAUACUGAGACUCACUGUCCUUCAGUCAUACUAUCCCGAAAAUAUAUUUUUUAUCUGUAUUUUAGCAACAAUAAGUGGUACAAUUCUAAGGAAACAGACUUUAUGCAAUAAAUUAAACUAGACUAAAUGUAAGAAUUGUAGGAUGCAUCUGAAAGUGACUCAACAUUAGCUUUUCAUCUUGCAAUGUAGCCACACAUGAUCAGAGGUGUAAAUGGUAUUUUGUAAAUAUGGACCCAAAUAUGUAGACGUCAUUUUUUCAAGAUCAUUUUUACUGCUGUCAUUAAUCUACAGAAGUAAUGUGUCUAGAACUUGUUUUUGGGACUGACUGGACAGUGUGUGUCAGCAUAUUCAGGCGGAGAUAAUAAAUCUGAAUUUUUACCGUAAGCGCCUCAAUUCUCUGUUGAUUGUACAGAAUAUCUCCAUGACAAUAAAGCAGCCAGUUUUUCCAUAUUCAA